Molecule: messenger RNA, 1068 nt
Organism: Drosophila hydei
Lineage: Eukaryota; Metazoa; Arthropoda; Insecta; Diptera; Drosophilidae
Product: deubiquitinase OTUD6B
Exons: 1
Coding region: 95-1027 (310 amino acids)
Biological process (GO): protein deubiquitination
Molecular function (GO): cysteine-type deubiquitinase activity
Source: RefSeq, a predicted model, not a curated record
CUGCGUUAACAUUGAGCAUUUUGCGCCAUCGUUAACAGUACAGCUGAGCGCCAUCGAUCACAUCUAUAAGAUAAUUUAUUAAAAUUUUAACAAAAUGUCGUGCGUAGAAGCCAUUAAUGAAUUGGAGGCGCGACUUGGCGAGGCCUCUUUAGAGGAUGUCGCUAGUCGUCAUCGUCGCGAGCGCAAGGAGCUGCAAGCCAAAUUGCAGGCAAUGAAGAAAAAUGCCCCAAAGAACAACAAAAACAAACGCAAAGAAUUUCUCGAGGAGAUGGCCCGUCUAGAAGGAGAACUGGAACAGCGUCACAAAGUUGAGCUCCAAGAUGCUACUGCGGCAGAAGCUGCAUCACCAGCUGCAAUUGAGCCCGCAGUGGAAAAAUUGUCAACAGCAGCCCCAGCUGCAGACAGUGACAAUGAAGAGUCCGAUGUAGUGCAUCCAACGCACCAACGUGUGUCGAAGGCCCAAAAGCGCCGGAACAAAAAGGAAAAGGAGGCACGCGAACGGGAGGAGGAAAUCCGGGUGGAACUGCAAAACGCCGCCAAUCAGCCGUCGCCCAAGCAAAUUGAACUGCAACAAAUCACAGCCAAGCUGAAAGACCGCCAGCUGGCGCUCCACAUGAUACCCUCAGAUGGCGAUUGUCUCUACAAUGCGAUACGACAUCAGCUGCAGCUGAAUGCGAUGCCCAGCCACAGUGUCCAGGAGCUGCGAACCGAGACGGGCAACUAUGUGCGCGCCCAUAAAGAUGAUCUCAUUUGCUAUAUGACCCAUCCGGAUACAGGAGAUCUACUCAAUGACGAGCAAUUCGAAUCCUACUGCCGGGACAUAGUCAAAACCCAUGCCUGGGGCGGACACAUCGAGCUCAAGGCGCUCUCCUCGUUACUACGCGUGCCCAUUGAGGUAAUCCAGGCCGAGGGCUCCUCCACGCUGCUGGGCUUGGAGGAGUUUGGCGGGGCGCCUCUCGUCGUUUGCUAUCAUCGUCACAUUUACCAACUAGGCGCCCAUUACAACUCCACAAUUCCAGUGGAGUAGGAGCAUAACUAGAAGCUGAGCAUACAAAUGAAAUAAAAUGU